GCUUUACCGCGUUUAUAGCAGAGAACACUGUCUGAAGAUAAAAUUUUGGAUGAGUAAAAGUUUCAAAAUUUUCAAAAAAUGUCUAUCUUCAUUUAUUAAAGACAUUGGCAUGUAUUUAAACCAUACCAUUUCUUUGUUUUUGAAUGAUUAUUACGAUCAUAUAUGGAGAGUUUUUAUUUUUUCACGAGCUUAGUCGUGAUUGGAUCGAUAGAAAAGUCGUUUACUCAACACUCUUACUGUAUCGAAGGCAACUUGUAUUACGUUAUCUUUCAAUUUCCAGCUCAGUUCUUACGAACAAAAAGGUUAUAAAAAUGUCAAGGCCUCUGCACCGAGGUGCACCUGCAAUACGGGUCACAAGCAGCAGCAAUGAUCUUUUGGACUCCCAAGUGAAAGAACAAACAGAAAAGGAAGAAUUUGAUAGAAACCAAUCUUCCCACAGGUUUCCUUUUUGGUCACUUUUUUCAGAUAAUUCUCCUCUUACUAAAUACGAUGCCACUGACAAUGGUUUUGCAUCUGAUCCUUUCACUGUUGGAACCCCAAGAAGUCGCCAUAGGUUAACAAUGCUACUUUUGAAGUCAAGUUUAGUUGUGAUUGUGAUUCUUGCUAUUACCGGUUCAUUUUGGUGGACACUUUCCAUUUCAACAUCAUCCAGAGGUCAUAUAUUUCAUAGUUCUAGGAGACUCCAAGAGCAGCUUGUUUCUGAUUUGUGGGAUAUAGGGGAGCUUUCUUUUGGUACUUCAAGGAUGAAAGAAAUAGAAUUUUGUCCUGGAGAGUUGGAGAACUAUAUUCCCUGCUUUAAUGUUUCGGAGAAUCUCGAUUCGGGUUUUUCGGAUGGCAAUGAGUAUGAUCGAGUAUGCAGACAAGGGUCUAGACAAAAUUGUCUAGUUCUUCCACCUAUGAACUAUAAAAUUCCUCUAAGGUGGCCAACUGGGAGAGAUAUCAUUUGGGUUGCAAAUGUUAAAAUCACUGGUCAAGAGGUGUUUACUUCAGGCAGUUUAACCAAGAGGAUGAUGAUGUUGGAGGAAGAACAGAUUUCCUUCCGUUCAGCAUCACUCAUGUUUGAUGGUGUGGAAGACUAUUCCCAUCAGAUUGCUGAGAUGAUUGGACUGAGAAAUGAAUCUAACUUCAUACAAGCUGGGAUCCGGACCAUCUUGGAUAUAGGAUGUGGAUAUGGCAGCUUUGGAGCACAUCUCUUUUCCGAACAGAUCUUAACCAUUUGCAUUGCGAAUUAUGAGUCCUCGGGCAGUCAAGUCCAACUCACUCUCGAAAGGGGCCUUCCUGCAAUGAUUGGUUCUUUCAGUUCAAAACAGUUACCGUAUCCAUCUCUUUCUUUUGAUUUGCUGCAUUGUGCGCGCUGUGGUAUUGACUGGGAUAAAAAAGACGGUACCUUCUUGAUUGAAGUUGAUAGAGUUCUAAGGCCGGGCGGGUACUUUGUGUGGACUUCACCUCUUAUCAAUGUUCAGAGUUCUCUUCGGAACAAAGAGAAACAGAAAAGGUGGAACUUUGUUCGUGAUUUUGCAGAAAACCUAUGCUGGGAAUUGAUGUCGCAACAAGAUGAAACUGUUGUGUGGAAAAAGACCAGUAAAAAAACCUGUUAUAACUCCCGGAAGUCUGGUUCGGGUCCUUCUAUCUGUAGCAAAGUACAAGAUGUUGAAUUUCCGUAUUAUCGACCCCUUCAGAACUGUAUAGGCGGAAUGCAUAGCCGCCGAUGGGUCCCUAUUGAGGAGAGGGCAACUUGGCCUUCUAGAUCUAACUUAAACCGAAGUGAACUAGCUUUAUAUGGUCUACAUUUGGAUGAACUCAAUGAGGAUACUGCAAACUAUAGGAUAAUUGUUCGUAAUUACUGGUCUCUUCUAUCACCGCUAAUAUUCUCUGACCAUCCGAAGAGACCUGGCGACGAGGAUCCUUCUCCACCUUAUAACAUGCUCAGGAAUGUGUUAGACAUGAAUGCUCGCUAUGGUGGUUUAAAUGCUGCAUUACUGGAAGCCAGGAAGUCUGUCUGGGUAAUGAAUGUAGUCCCAACAACUGGACCUAAGUACCUUCCCCUGAUUCUUGACCGGGGCUAUUUCGGUGUAUUACAUGAUUGGUGUGAAGCAUUUCCAACAUAUCCUAGAACUUACGAUAUGGUACAUGCAGAAGGACUUCUAUCUCUUGAGUCUAGUCAACAUUGGAGGUGCACCAUGGUUGAUAUAUUCACUGAGAUAGACCGGAUGCUUCGUCCCGAGGGUUGGAUAAUAAUCCGCGAUACGGCUCUGCUUAUUGACUCAGCUAGAGUUCUAACUAGGCGGUUGAAAUGGGAAGCCCGUGUCAUAGAAAUCGAAAGUAACAACGACGAGAGACUCCUUAUCUGUCAGAAACCCUUUUUCAAGAGACAACCAAGCUAAGAACAGUUUCUCAUGAAACCCGAAGUUCGAGUCACGGUGUUUUGUGCAUGUUUAAGUAAUCUUCAUAAAAGCUCCACCAUGAAUGGGGGAUACUAUAUAUUUAGAAUGGAAAUGAGAAAGCAGAAAGAUAAAAGGAGGAAAAACGAGAACGAAAGUCGACGGAACCAACAACCUGACUGACUCCUAUGGAUCCGUAAGGCAUACGUAGGACCUUGUAAGUACUCAAUCCGAGGCACCAUUGCAAGUGGAUAACGAGUAUUGCAUUAGAUUUAAAAUUUAAUGUUAAUGUCUCAUUAUAAACUAUACAACCCACAUGAUUAAAAUUGUGAAGAUGAUCUAAAGAAUAAGCAAAAGCAGUAAGCUGUGAAACCUCGGCAGUUGCCAUUGAUGAUGAUUUUUUCUUCUUCAUAUCAUUCAUAUUCAAUGGAAGAAAACUCAUUCAUUAAUCUGAA
This is a messenger RNA of Gossypium raimondii (Peruvian cotton), 2836 nucleotides long. Its product is annotated as probable pectin methyltransferase QUA2. The record is from RefSeq and is a predicted model, not a curated record. Bases 144 to 2384 code for a protein of 746 amino acids. Gene Ontology annotation, molecular function: methyltransferase activity. Gene Ontology annotation, cellular component: cytoplasm. NCBI's taxonomy places the organism in Eukaryota, Viridiplantae, Streptophyta, Magnoliopsida, Malvales, Malvaceae. The transcript is spliced from 9 exons.